AUGACUGAGCUGAUGAGCCGGCGGUGCUCAAUCCUCACUGAUUCAUGUCCAAAUAUCGUGGAGCGUUUCCUCAUCCUUCCAGACCACCUGUUUCUAUCACAUUGUCCAAAUAAGGCACUUGAAUAUCGCUUUCGUGAACAUCAGGAACGAGAAAAUGGUAAUUUUUUUGGGACACUUAUCCGUGUGAAAGAUUAUGAGGAUCCUGCUCUCAUUGCUCAAUGGAUCCAGCAAAUCAUAUCUGCUCUUGAAUAUGUGGAGAAAAUGGGAUUCUGUCACAAUGAUAUCCAGACAACCAAUUGCCUCCUUGAUGGAAGUCUCAAUUUGAAGCUGACUGAUUUUGGUCGUGCUACUCUCAUUGGACAGCUUCUUGAGUAUACCUUUGCUCCAUGGGCCAGACAAUUGACAGCAGGGCCUUUGAGAGGCACUUAUGGCCUUUGCUCAGCUAGAACCGAGCAAUUUGCUGUUGGAACUCUACUUUACUAUAUGGUAUAUGGUCAUGAACCAUAUGAAGACAUCAGUCUAGAUGGGCCGGAACUGGGUCGCCGAUUUGAAAAUAUGGAGUUUCCAGAACUUAACCGCCAUGAAAUCUUUGACGGCCUUAUUUCUGCUUGUUGGCAUGAUGUUUAUCCUAUCAUGGCUCUGGUAGCAUACGACUUCAGGCGCAAAACAAAAGACAUUGCAUCCGUUGCAGAAUAUGAGGCUAUUGAUCGUACAAAGGAGAAAAAGGCUUGUGAAGCACUGGUUCGAAGAGGUCUACUUAAGCCUGACCUGGCACUUGACUUCCAGCCAGUCUGGCGAAGAUAUUUACAUGCAGCAAGGAGAACCUUGAUUUGGUGGAUCCUGGCCGGUCUAUCAAAACGGCUCCGAUUAUGGUUUUAG
Molecule: messenger RNA, 879 nt
Organism: Uncinocarpus reesii 1704
Lineage: Eukaryota; Fungi; Ascomycota; Eurotiomycetes; Onygenales; Onygenaceae
Exons: 2
Coding region: 1-879 (292 amino acids)
Biological process (GO): intracellular signal transduction; protein phosphorylation
Molecular function (GO): ATP binding; protein serine/threonine kinase activity
Source: RefSeq, a predicted model, not a curated record